AUGAGCUUAGGGAUUCCAGGACUGGUCCUUGGUGCAGUCGGCAUUUUGACAGCAUUCAAGGGAGCCCUCGACACGGCACUGCUUAUUGAGUCAUUCUUCGACGAUGACAAGGCAGGCUGUGGUUACUUGGCCCUCAGAUACCAUAUUGAAAAGACACACCUGAGUUUGUGGCGCCAGGUGUGCAAUGUGGACAAUAUGUCCAUAUGCGUAUUACGAAAUAAACCUACUCUACUACAGGAGACUGUUCUGGGAAUUCUGGGCGAGAUCACCCGGCUGCUCGAAGAAGCAGAGAAGUUGGUUGAGAAGCAUGGUAUCGCAAAAGCCAGCAUACCUUCAAUGCCCGACGCGAAGGGCACUUCGAGACCAGAAACCGAUGUGAUCAUGGAGCUUUCGACGACCACCGUCAAGCCAAAGGCGAGGCUUCGGUGGACCAUCAAAGGAAAGGCCGAAUUCGAGGAAAAGGUCUCAAGGUUGAGGCAGCUUAUCAACGACCUCUACAGCUUUACCAUCGGUGCGUCAGGGUCAGAAUCCAUCCAUCGAGCUUUGCCUUCAAUGGCUCUCAGUUCCAUAUCUAGCGGAGAGUUGCUACAAACACUUCGUGAGCCCAACAUGGAGAUUGAUGCUACCCUGGCCCUGUCAGCCAGGGUCAAACUACUGCAGACGGAACUUGCUCAAUCACCAGACGGCUACGUGACGGUGAUUUCGAGCGAUCAACUUCGUCUGUUUUCUUCCAAGUUUGGUACCCUGAGAUCCUAUGGCGUUGGGUACAUUUCCGUGUGGGUGGAAUGGGGUCUCGUCAGCGACGGCAGUAUGGAUGGGGGCUUAUUCGAGCAGCAGUAUUUCGAGAAGAUCAUCCAGCCCUUGGGAGCGUGCUCGGAUUAA
This is a messenger RNA of Diaporthe citri, 882 nucleotides long. RefSeq lists its product as uncharacterized. Lineage: Eukaryota; Fungi; Ascomycota; Sordariomycetes; Diaporthales; Diaporthaceae. The coding region runs from base 1 to 882 and encodes 293 amino acids. The record is from RefSeq and is a predicted model, not a curated record. The transcript has a single exon.